Molecule: messenger RNA, 3371 nt
Organism: Ipomoea triloba (trilobed morning glory)
Lineage: Eukaryota; Viridiplantae; Streptophyta; Magnoliopsida; Solanales; Convolvulaceae
Product: probable LRR receptor-like serine/threonine-protein kinase At2g24230
Exons: 2
Coding region: 618-3206 (862 amino acids)
Biological process (GO): protein phosphorylation
Molecular function (GO): protein kinase activity; ATP binding; protein binding
Source: RefSeq, a predicted model, not a curated record
CAUUCAAUCCUGCAGCAGAAUCAUUAAUUUCCACCAACAGCUCUCUGCUAAACCCAUUAUUCAUCACCCCCAAAAGCCCCUUUCCUUCAUUCCUUUUCAUUUAUGAACCUCUAACUUUAAUGCCUCACCAGUGUCAAUUUGCUGCCCCCAACUAGAUUCUAAAAAGAAAGUAAAAAAAGAAAAAAAGAAAAUUUGCUUUUGUGUUCUCUUUUUCACUUCAAAGCAGCUUUUGAUUGUGAGGAGGGAUGUUCUGAGAAUUUUGGAGCAUCUCAAAUGCUAUUCAGCUUUGGGUUUUGUUUUGUGUGUUGGGUUCAUUAGACAUGCAUGGUUGUCUGACAAGACUGCAGCCUUUCACUUGUGUGCCACUUCCACUGGUUCUUGGCUCAAACCCACUGCUCAAGAUUUGAUUUUUGACCAGAAAUAAAGUUAUUUUAUGUUAUGUGGUUUUGGUUUUAGCAGAUGUCUUUGGAAUCUGUGUUGGGUUUUUGAUAAGGUUUGAAAAGAGUCUGAGAAAGGAGACUUUGGGGGGUUGUUGACUUCUUGGUGAUUUUUCAAUUCUGAGGGGAAAUUUCCCUUUUAAAGAACAGUAGCCGUACAGAUUGGCGCCUAAUACUCUGAUGGGGGUUGGAAUUCUGGGGUUUUUUCUGGUGGUUGCUGUGUGUUUUAGACCAUUGGUUUGCCAGCAACCCAACACUGAUGGGUUCUUUGUCUCCAAUUUUCUGCAAAAUAUGGGUUUGAAGUCUUCCAAAGUUCACAACUUUUCUGCUCACUUUUGUUCUUGGCAAGGUGUGUUCUGUGACUCCAAAGAGGAAAGGGUUGUCAGGUUGGUGGCUACUGGGUUGGGUUUAUCUGGUGUGGUUUCUGAGAACACCAUUGGCAAGCUCACAAUGCUUGAGAUAUUGGAUCUAAGUAACAAUAAUCUCACUGGUUUGCCUUCUGAUAUUUGGAGUUUGGGUUCUUUGAAGUUCCUUAAUUUGUCAUUCAACCAGCUCUCUGGGGUUCUCUCUAGUAACAUUGGGAAUUUUGCUAAACUUGAAAGCUUGGACCUUUCUCACAACAAUUUCUCUGGGAGCUUGCCAGAAGCAAUGAGUUCUCUUUUAAGUUUGCAGUUUCUUAAUCUGAGCCGAAACGGUUUUGAUUCAAAGGUUCCUUCAGGGAUUAUGAACUGCCACUCCCUGGUUUCCCUUGACCUUUCAGGGAACAAGCUUGGGGAUUCUCUCCAUGAUGGCUUUGGUGCUGCUUUUCCUAAGCUUCAGUUCUUGAAUCUCGCAGAGAAUGAGAUUCAUGGGAAGGAUUCGGUUUUAUCGGGGAUGGUUUCACUCACUUAUCUCAAUGUUUCAGGCAAUUUGUUCAAGGGCUCUGUUGUUGGCGUUUUUGGAGGUCCAUUGGAGGUGGUUGAUUUGAGCAGAAACCAGUUUCAAGGCCACGUUUCUCAGGUAAACCUCGGCUCCAAUUUCAGCUGGUCUAAUCUGGUUUAUAUCGAUUUAUCUGAGAAUCAGCUUAGUGGAGAAAUUUUCAUGGAGUUAAAUAGUGCUCAGAACCUUAAACACUUGAAUCUUGCAUACAACCGAUUUUCCCAUCAACGAUUCCCACAUAUUGGUAUGGUUCGUGAUCUGGAAUAUCUGAAUUUGUCUUCGACCAAUUUAAUUGGCGAAAUUCCGAGUGACCUUUCGUUACUUAGUAGCUUGAAAACACUUGACAUUUCCAGAAACCAUCUUAGCAGUCAUAUUCCCAUGUUAAACACGAAAAAGCUGAGAAUCCUUGAUGUUUCGUACAACAAUUUGAGUGGUGAAAUCCCGCUAUCCCUUGUUGAGAUACUUCCAUCGAUGAUUAGGUUUAACUUCUCCUACAACAAUGUGACCUUUUGCUCUUCACAAAUCCCCCCUGCUACCCUUCAAUCGGCUUUCAUUGGGUCAUCUGAUGGGUGUCCCAUUGCUGCUAAUCCUUCUCUUUUCAAAGGAAAAGCCUCGAAGCACCGGGGGCUUAAACUUGUUUUGGCUUUAACCUUUUCCCUAACCUUUUCCAUAGUUGUUAUUCUUCUCGGCUUGCUGUUUCUAGCCUUUGGUUGUCGUCGAAAACCCACAAAAUGGGCUGUUAAGCAGAGUUCUUAUAAGGAAGAGCAAAGCGUGUCCGGCCCAUUCUCGUUUCGGACUGAUUCCACCACUUGGGUUGCUGAUGUGAAGCAAGCUAACUCGGUUCCCGUGGUGAUCUUCGAGAAGCCAUUGCUGAAUUUGACGUUUUCAGACCUCUUGUCUGUAACGUCUAAUUUCGACCAAGGCACGUUGUUGGCUGAAGGGAGAUUCGGGCCUGUUUAUCGAGGAUAUUUACCCGGUGGCAUUCACGUGGCUGUCAAAGUCUUGGUUCAUGGAUCAACUAUGACUAACCAAGAAGCUGCAAGGGAGCUUGAAUACCUCGGGCGGAUUAAACAUCCUAACCUUGUCCCACUCACGGGAUACUGCCUGGCGGGAGAGCAAAGAAUCGCUAUUUAUGACUACAUGGAAAAUGGAAAUUUGCAUAAUCUGCUUCACGACCUUCCACUCGGGGUCCAAACAACCGAGGAUUGGAGCACAGACACGUGGGAGCUGCAGGACGACAGUAAUGGUAUUCAGAAUGUCGGGUCCGAGGGAUUGCUAACCACUUGGUUAUUCAGACAUAAAAUUGCACUUGGCACAGCAAGAGCCCUCGCGUUUCUCCAUCAUGGCUGCUCACCUCCAAUCAUACACCGAGAUGUCAAGGCUAGCAGCGUGUAUCUUGACUGUAGCCUCGAGCCUAGGCUUUCUGAUUUUGGACUAGCUAAAAUCUUCGGGAAUGGUCUUGAAGAUGAGAUUGCUCGGGGUUCACCUGGAUACAUACCACCCGAGUUUCUCCAACCUGAGACAAGCUCCCCUAAAACCCCAACUCCAAAAUCCGAUGUCUAUGGAUUUGGUGUCAUCCUUUUCGAGCUACUUACUGGUAAAAAACCCGUUGGAGAUGAUUACCCAGAAGAGAAAGACGGGAAUUUGGUUAUUUGGGUGAGAGGACUAGUGAGGAAAAACCAGGGAUUAAGAGCUAUUGAUCCAAAAAUCCACGGAACAGCACCAGAAACACAGAUGAAAGAAGCCUUAAAGAUUGGUUAUUUAUGCACAGCAGAUUCUCCUUCAAAGCGGCCAAGUAUGCAGCAAGUAGUUGGACUUCUCAAGGAUAUCGAGAGCAUUACAAAGCAAUAAGGACAUUUUGAGAUCUAUGUAAUCUCGACUUUAUAUUCCUCCUCAUCUGUCUGUUUUCCUUUUUGAGUUCCCAUAGCGGGGACUGUACAGUACUCCAAGCUUUUUGUUUGCCAUGUUUCUCAUAUAUAUCUAAUUUAUAUGCAUAUUCUUGGCACUUGGUGAACA